Molecule: messenger RNA, 333 nt
Organism: Gongylonema pulchrum
Lineage: Eukaryota; Metazoa; Nematoda; Chromadorea; Rhabditida; Gongylonematidae
Source: the annotation of a GenBank genome assembly
AUGUUAUACAAUGUUCUUGUUAUUCACUUUCAGCUAUUUCCACGCGGUCCUCGGGAAGAAAAAACUUAUCAGAGCGGCAGUUGCUGCAAAGUGAGGAAAAAAGAAGAAUCUUGCUGCCAGAAUAUCUGCCGCCGUAUUUUAUCCCUCGAUAUAGCUCGUUAUAUCAAUUCUGCUGCUCUAUGCGCGCUCCUUGUUGCUUGGCCCGUGCAAAACCGUUUGGCGACUGAGUUAAAUAGGCUGGAUGCGAAGUCACUGGCCGAUGUAUUGUCGCUACGACAACAAAUUGAACAGAUUUCGAGCGCCUGUAAAAAUGAUAUGUCCUAUGCAUUUUAA